Messenger RNA from Orycteropus afer afer, 2571 nucleotides. RefSeq names its product rhomboid 5 homolog 1 (gene RHBDF1). The transcript is spliced from 17 exons. Gene Ontology annotation, biological process: regulation of protein secretion; regulation of epidermal growth factor receptor signaling pathway. Gene Ontology annotation, cellular component: endoplasmic reticulum membrane. Lineage: Eukaryota; Metazoa; Chordata; Mammalia; Tubulidentata; Orycteropodidae. The coding region runs from base 1 to 2571 and encodes 856 amino acids. Gene Ontology annotation, molecular function: serine-type endopeptidase activity. The record is from RefSeq and is a predicted model, not a curated record.
AUGAGUGAGGUACGAAGGGACAGCACCAGCAGCCUUCAGCGCAAGAAGCCGCCCUGGCUGAAGCUGGACAUCCCGGCUGUGGCCCCCCCAGCUACUGAGGAGCCCAGCUUCUUGCAGCCCCUGAGGCGCCAGGUUUUCCUUCGGAGUGUGAGCAUGCCAGCCGAGACCGCCCGCGUGCCCUCGCCCCACCCUGAGCCUAGGCGGCCUGUGCUGCAGCGCCAGGCGUCCAUCACACAGACCAUCCGCAGGGGCACAGCCGACUGGUUUGGCGUGAGCAAGGACGGUGACAGCACUCAGAAGUGGCAGCGGAAAAGCAUCCGCCACUGCAGCCAGCGCUAUGGGAAGCUGAAGCCUCAGGUCAUCCGGGAGCUGGACCUGCCCAGCCAGGACAACGUCUCACUGACCAGCACGGAGACGCCACCCCCGCUGUACGUGGGGCCAUGCCAGCUGGGCAUGCAGAAGAUCAUCGACCCCCUGGCCCGGGGCAGGGCUUUCCGCUUGGUGGAGGACACCUCCGAUGGCCUGAGUGCCCCCCACACACCCAUCACUCCCGGUGCCGCCUCCCUCUGCUCCUUCUCUAGCUCCCGCUCAGGCUUCAACCGGCUCCCCCGGCGGCGGAAGCGAGAGUCCGUGGCCAAGAUGAGCUUCCGCGCAGCCGCGGCGCUGGUGAAGGGCCGCUCGGUGCGGGAUGGCACGGGCCGCAGGCUGCAGCGUCGCAGCUUCACUCCCGCCAGCUUCCUGGAGGAGGACACGGCUGACUUCCCUGAGGAGCUGGACACGUCCUUCUUUGCCCGGGAAGGAGUCCUCCACGAGGAGCUGUCCACCUACCCGGAUGAGGUGUUCGAGUCCCCGUCCGAGGCGGCACUCAAGGACUGGGAGAAAGGCCCGGAGCAGGCAGACCUCACGGGCGGGGCCCUGGAGCGCAGUGAGCUGGAGCGCAGCCACCUGAUGCUGCCUCUGGAGCGCGGCUGGCGCAAGCAGAAGGAGGGCAGCCCCGCAGCCCCGCAGCCCAAGGUGCGCCUGCGGCAGGAGGUGGUGAGCGCAGCGGGGCCGCGGCGGGGCCAGCGCAUCGCUGUGCCAGUGCGCAAGCUGUUUGCCCGGGAGAAGCGGCCGUACGGGCUGGGCAUGGUGGGCCGCCUCACCAACCGCACCUACCGCAAGCGCAUCGACAGUUACGUCAAGAGGCAGAUCGAGGACAUGGAUGACCACAGGCCGUUCUUCACCUACUGGCUCACCUUCGUGCACUCGCUUGUCACCAUCCUGGCGGUCUGCAUCUACGGCAUCGCUCCCGUGGGCUUCUCGCAGCAUGAGACGGUGGACUCGGUGCUACGGAACCGCGGCGUCUAUGAGAACGUCAAAUACGUGCAGCAGGAGAACUUCUGGAUCGGGCCCAGCUCGGAGGCCCUCAUCCACCUGGGCGCCAAGUUCUCGCCCUGCAUGCGCCAGGACCCGCAGGUGCACAGCUUCAUCCGCGCGGCUCGCGAGCGCGAGAGGCACUCGGCCUGCUGUGUGCGCAACGACCGCUCGGGCUGCGUGCAGACCUCGGAGGAGGAGUGCUCGUCCACACUGGCAGUUUGGGUUAAGUGGCCUGUUCACCCCAGUGCCCCAGACCUCGCUGGGCACAAGAGGCAGUUUGGUUCCGUCUGCCACCAGGACCCCAGGGUGUGCGAUGAACCCUCCUCUGAAGACCCUCAUGAAUGGCCUGAUGACAUCACCAAGUGGCCGAUCUGCACCAAAAACAGUGCUGGGAACCACACCAACCACCCCCACAUGGACUGUGUCAUCACGGGACGUCCCUGCUGCAUUGGCACCAAGGGCAGGUGUGAGAUCACCUCCCGGGAGUACUGUGACUUCAUGAGAGGCUACUUUCACGAGGAGGCCACGCUCUGCUCUCAGGUGCACUGCAUGGACGAUGUGUGUGGGCUCCUGCCCUUCCUCAACCCCGAGGUGCCUGACCAGUUCUACCGCCUGUGGUUGUCCCUCUUCUUGCACGCAGGGGUCCUGCACUGCCUGGUGUCCGUCUGCUUCCAGAUGACCAUCCUGCGGGAUCUGGAGAAGCUGGCGGGCUGGCACCGCAUCUCCAUCAUCUACCUGCUGAGUGGCAUCACCGGCAACCUGGCCAGUGCCAUCUUUCUGCCAUACCGGGCGGAGGUGGGCCCGGCUGGCUCGCAGUUUGGCAUCCUGGCCUGCCUCUUCGUGGAGCUGUUCCAGAGCUGGCAGAUCCUCGCGCGGCCCUGGCGUGCCUUCUUCAAGCUGCUGGCUGUGGUCCUCUUCCUCUUUGCCUUCGGGCUGCUGCCCUGGAUCGACAACUUCGCCCACGUCUCCGGGUUCGUCAGCGGCCUCUUCUUGUCCUUCGCCUUCCUGCCCUACGUCAGCUUUGGCAGGUUCGACCUGUACCGGAAGCGCUGCCAGAUCAUCGUCUUCCAGGCGGUAUUCCUGGGGCUGCUCGCCGGCCUGGUGGUGCUCUUCUACUUUUACCCGGUGCGCUGCGAGUGGUGCGAGUUCCUCACCUGCAUCCCCUUCACCGACAAGUUCUGUGAGAAGUACGAACUGGAUGCACAGCUGCACUGA